GGAAUUGGGGCAUUGCAAUCAACUCCCUCGCUCGCUCCCCGAUACCCUAGGCAGACUGUCCUCUCCCAUGGGCCUCAGCACCGCCUCUCACGGCAAUCUCAAAGAUUCUGUUCCGCAAGAGCUGGGCAAUCUGCAGCAGCUCACCCGCCUCUAUUUGUUCGGCAACGAUCUACUGGACUCACUACCAGAGCAGCUCUCCCAGCUGCAGAAGCUGCAGUCUCUGCACGUGUCAAAUCAUGAUUAUCUGUCCGGGGAGCUGCCUGCGUGGAUCUUCAGCCUCACAGACUUGACUUCACUGGCUAUCCAGCGCAACAACUUUUCAGGCUCCAUUCCAGAGGCAAUCAGCAGCCUCAAGCAGCUAAGGAAGUUAGUCCUUGAGGAGAAGGAGCUCUCAGGGUCCAUCCCCGAGGCAAUAGGAGCGCUCACCAACCUGCACAAUCUGAAACUUCAGAGCAACAGCAGUCUCUCAGGCUCCAUUCCAGAGGCAAUCAGCAGCCUCAAGCAGCUAAGGGAUUUAAGCCUCUUUGACAACGGUCUCUCAGGCUCCAUUCCGGACGCAAUCAGCAGCCUGCAGCUGCUGCAGGAGUUGGACCUCCACUGCAACAGGCUGAGUGGCACCAUUCCAGCCUGCAUCACCCACCUCACCGCACUCACCAGCCUGAUGCUCAACGCCAAUCACCUUGCUGGGACGAUACCUGCUGCAAUCACCACACUCACUAAUCUCGAAAUCCUCCACCUUGAGAACAACCAGCUUACGGGAGAGCUGCCCUCCUUCCACCACAUAGCCCGUCUCACUUCGCAAUACGGACUGUCUGCAGACCACAACUACCUCACAUCCACAGCAGACCCUUUCCCUUUCAACGGCACCAGUCUAGACAGCCCUUCAGAAUCUCACAGCUGGUGUCUGUUCUACCACAACUGCCUUGAAAACGACGCAAUCUCCUGCGCCAGUUGGCAGAACCAGAGGUAUGGCAGCGAGUGCCGGGCGUUCUGCGGGGCGCAGCCGCUCACCCCGCCGUGCAGCGGCCAUGGCGUGUGCUCCUUUGUGCGUGACUACUCUUACGACAUGUCUGCCUGUGAGGCUGAGCAUGAGCUGCCGCCACCCUACUGUGCACGUGAACCUGAGGGCCAGUGCGACUGUGAUGAGGGGUACACGCCAGGGACUGCUGCUGGCACGUGCGUCCCUCAUGGCAUUGCAGCCGUGGGGGUGACUCUGUCUGCUCUCCAGGCGCCCCAAAACCUGCUGCUGCUGAUGCUGCUUCCACUGGCGGUGCUGCUGCUGCUGGCCUUCAAACUGCCGCAGUUGCUGAGGCGCCUCAAGAAUCGACCUCCCACACGCUACUUCUUUUCAAAGAGAGCCCUUGCUGCCCGACAAGCUGCCAUGGGUGUGGAGAUCAAUUGCUAG
Closterium sp. NIES-65 is the source of this 1405-nucleotide messenger RNA. Lineage: Eukaryota; Viridiplantae; Streptophyta; Zygnematophyceae; Desmidiales; Closteriaceae. The record is from the annotation of a GenBank genome assembly.